GCGAGAGAGAGAGAGAGAGAGAGAUAAGCGCGGGUGUUGUCAUCGGGUAGUUGCGAUCAGCAGGAGUAGCAUCAGGAUCGCGGAUCGCGGAAGAGGGUGCAGCAGGAGAGAGAGAUUUUUCCCCACCGCUUGGAAAAACCAACCCCCACCAAGCGGCCGGCACGGCCAGGCGGCGGUGGCGGCGGCGUGGAAGAGAGGCACGGAGGGGGGUAGGUUACCCAGGGUGGUCUCGGUGGUGGCUGGGGGCGGCAGCCUCAAAAAUACACCGCAACCACACCGCGCGGCUCCACCGCAGAAGCCGCCAUCUUCCACCGCCGAACCGAAACGAGACCGCGCGAGUUAAACACCCUAUCCUACUUCCCCGUGGAAGUUGCCGCUGCCGCCCGCCAAAGCAGCAGCCGCGAAGAAACAUCCACUGUCGUUUGGUCCGGAACUGGACGACUGUCAGUGAACAGAACCGAAAGAAAUUAGUGCUUUCGUCGUCGCGCGCGUGUCUUCGCCGAAUAUCGCUCAACAUCGAUGGGACAACCGACAACCGGUUGAGUAACGCGACAUCCGGUCACGGGGGACCAGUUGUCGUCGACCUGGACCAGCUUUGGGCCAAUCGCGGUGACGUUGAUUCCGGAACGUUACGUGUCUGGUGGUUGGAUCUGUCAUCGGUGAUUCCGUCAGUUCCUACGAGCUAACCGAUUAUGAUUUAGUGGUGUUCAACCGGACUGUCGUCCCCGAGGAUAAUAAUGUGCGUAGUUUGUGCUGUCGCUGGAGGGUACGACGAGGAUUCCCUAUGCGGGGUUAACACCUGUUAGAGGGUCGCUUCGAAGUGUCGAUGUGAUGUUAAUGGAGAGCUACUUCGAUUGGCGAGGGGACGUCGGGGUGAGAUUUUAGAACGGUGCACCGCGGGAAUUGUUGUUUGCCGCGUGCGGGAUUUCGAAAUCCGUGUCUGGUGAUCGCUGACAUCCGUCGUAUCGAAGCGGAGUGGGGCGGCCGAUCAAAGAAACGAAAGAAACGAGGGGAGAACGUCGAUUCCAAUAAAACGAAUUUUCCCCGCGACUUGGCAAUCGAGACGAAGAAUUUGCAAACGGAUACUCUUACCUCGGCUCCGUCGCGGGAUAAUGAAAUAAGGAUCAAAGGAUCCUGGGCCGCGUGGAGCCAACCGGACGUGGAACCAAACGGAGACCCCGGACCACUUUAUUCAUCAUGAUCGUCAUCGAUCUGUUAUGGAAUCAGAACUGAUCCGCGCUUGGACCUUGUCGUCCCACUAUCGCUUUAUUGGUUAAAUCAAGAUGUACCGUGAGAUAGGAAGCUUGUCCAAUUUGGAAUUUAUCCUUCGCGAAAGUGUCGCAUGAGCUCUCUAGCUCGGAGCCUGGACACUGCUGCGAUAGUGUUCGCUCGGGUUUGGUUCGAACAACAGAGUCGCUCUAUCGGGAUAAGAGAACUUAUUGGUUAGAUGAAGAUAUGGUACGAGAUAGAAAGCCUGUCUUUUUCUAAACACCCAUCGCGAAAGUGUCGCAUGAGCCCUAUUUUAGAUCAGGGACAUUUUUCCGAUAGUUUUCACUCGGUACAAACAACGAAAUCACCUAGUACAGAUACUAUUCGUUAGACGAGGGUUCAUCGAAUAGAAAGCCUGAUCAGUUUGAAACUCAUCCAUAACGCUAUUGCCGUAUGAGGACCAGUUUACUGUUUGGAUCUAAUCUCAACCCAAGCCGGCCUCAUAGUGUUUAGUCGGGUUUGGCGCGAGGAUCGUAGUCACUCGCGAGGACAAACAACUCGGUUGACUAAACACAAGUGCAUCGUAAAAUAAAGAACCUGUUCGUUUUUAAAGCCGUCUAUCGCAAAAGCGUCGUAUGAGAAUUUGUCUAGAGUCUGGGCACCGGUCUGAUAGUGCUCGAUCGAGUUCGGUGUAAGGGGUGAAGAAGAUUGAGUCGAAUCCUUCGCAAGAAUUCGUCAGCGAGGAGAAUAUUCCACGAAAAGAGUCCGAUGAUCCAGGUCUCAUGACGAAUCCUUUACGAGAUGCGCGCCCCGAGGAGCGGCCUCCAGGCUUAGACUAUCCAGAUCCGAGAUUGGUUCGGAACGGCCAUCAGAUUCAUCAAGGGAACUCGGUGCAUCAGAUCGGUGGGACGAGAAUCAGAAGAACUAGGACUUCGUCCUUGAGGAGAAGAAUGCACCUGGCCAACGAGGUCCCUCCACAAGGUUCGGCUGGCGCGAAUAAUUUGUCGGACUACGCUCUCACCGCGGACCUGCUCGCUGAGAGGACUUUGGACGGACUGUUCGCCGAACAUCCUGGGGAACUCAUCAGAACAGGCUCCCCGCACGUGGUCUGCACGGUGUUACCAGCACAUUGGCGGUCGAACAAGACUCUUCCAGUGGCGUUCAAGGUGGUUGCACUGGGCGAUGUUGGUGACGGGACCCUGGUGACGGUACGAGCUGGCAACGACGAGAAUUGCUGCGCGGAAUUGCGGAAUUCUACCGCGGUGAUGAAGAACCAAGUCGCGAAAUUCAACGACCUCAGGUUCGUCGGGAGAAGCGGUAGAGGGAAGAGCUUCACCUUGACGAUCAUGCUGCAGACGUCGCCGCCUCAGGUAGCCACUCUGUCCAAAGCGAUCAAGGUCACCGUCGAUGGACCCAGGGAACCCAGGUCCAAGACAAGACACCAGGCCUUUCAUCCGUACCACUUCGGGCCCAGGCCGUUCCCUUUCGUGCACCCGCAGGAUCCGCUGGGAUUCAAACUGUCCGGUUUGCAACACCUGAGUCUGGAGCAGGGAGCAGGCCAGGGAUGGGGUGGCUUACCUCGAGGGUCUUUGCCGUCGCACUGUCUUCCACCACCUCCUGGUCACCACUCGCACACGCAUCCUCCGACAGCUGGUGCGUCGGCCUUCAAUCCCUUCCACCACAGCAUCGAGCAGAGAUCACCUAGAUUACCUGGACCUAAUAAUGAGUCGUCCAGGAACGAUUUGGGUCCGAUCAGCGUCUCCGUGAGGGAGGUGACGCCGACGUCGUCACCUGGAAAUCCUGGGCCAGGGUUGCUUACGACGGCCGCUGUGGCGGCGCCCACACCGCCGGCAGAGUCGACGACGAUCACAACGACGACAACGACCCCCAGCCCGUCCGGACAUCAUUCUCACUUCCAAGGUCUUCAACUUCUGGGAGCCACAGGGUCCAUCUUCGGAUCGAUAUUCGCCCCGCUGCUGCCGCAGUCUUCCUGGCUCUACAAUCCUCUCUACCAUACGCAGCAGUACAUCCUGGAGCCCGAGUGGCACGCUCUGGCACUCAGGAUGGCCCAGCAGCGAUUGCAGAGGCCCGAUCAGGCCAGGUUGGAAGAAUUGAGGAAGCUUCGAAGCAGCAGCAACAGCCCCGAAACUGGCGUGAAAGAAGAAAAACAGCGGGACGACGAUCAGGACGUUCUAGGUAGAUCCGGCUUGGACAGUCCUGACGGAAGCAUAGAAGUCGACGACAGGAACGAAUGCGAUCAGAACAGGGAUCGCGUGAGAAGCGACGAGUCUCUACCCGAGCAAGACUCCCCGAGGAUUUCACCGGUCAGAAGCGACGCGGACGACGCCGACGCCACGUUCCAGGACGCCACUGUUCAUCUCAGGCCUAGCAUGGAGAACUCCAACGAUCAAGAAGCGUCCGGCGACGAGCAGAUCCCUCGUCGGGGAGACAUCGCGGUGAAGAUCCGUUUGGAAGGCACCGUGGAUCUCAGCACGAAGAAGGGACAGGACAAGGAAAACGUAGGGCAGGACCUGACCACCAGGAAGAAGGAUGAUGAUACCGACGUUGAGAGGGAUGAAGUCAGGCCCAGAAGAGAGAGAACCCCUAAACCCAGGCACGUUUGGAGACCUUACUAGAGAUUCGCAUGAAAUUCUCGACUCGAAGGAUUUCUGGCUGCAGAGGUCCUCGAGCGUCCUGUAAAUUCGCUGGGAUCUCCAUCGACGUAGAUCGUCUCGGUUAUCGUUAGCGUUUGUGCGUCGCGUUCCGGCCUAGUUUCUGACGAGGGAAUCUGUAAUCGUUCCGACUGAAUGUACACGAUCCUGAAUCAGGGUUCAGCCGCGAAAAGCUUAGCGCCUGGUGAACCGGCCAGGAACUAUCAAGGACUCGAGGACUAACCAGGGUUUACGUUCGUAUAAUAUGUAAAUAUAACCGGCGUCCAAUUAUUACCUAGGUUACCGUUACGUGUUAAGCACUACCCAUUGUCAUUUCGAGUGAGACUAAUCGAUCUUAACGACCCUCGCCACACCGAGACCGAUGAUCGUAAAGAAUCAGUUCGCCGUGGCUCUACACUGUAGAGUCUACAGAGUUCUGUACAGAGAACUGUUCGACGCGAGAGACAAGCUAGACCGGCUGUCGAUCGGCUGUUGAUUCAAAAAAGUUUAACCAUCCGUGCGUGUCGGGGGUCGUUCGAAGCUUCUUCGUCAAGAAUGGGGUACACUCGUGCCGUUGUAAAUAUAACAGUCCCGAUGAUUCCGAGUCCAGAUUGCGUCACAUCCCUGUACGCUGCUCCUUCUUUUUUUACGAGGAACAUUAAUCGGCCGUGACAGAGCAGAUCGACGAGCGUUAGCAUGACUGGGCUCGAGACCGAAAUCUUUCACUGUUUAAUAAGUACGUCAUCAAAUAAACGUAAUAUCAUCCGUUCCACGAAUACCACACCUUCUUACGCAGCGUUGUCUUCGACGAAUCCCGGAAACCUGGACCCAAUCAUCGACCAGUAAGUACAUACUAUACGCUGUUAUAUUAAGCACUUAGACUGUUUGUUUCCCUGAAAUCUUCGGGAUUCAUUUCUAGCGAGAUAGCAGUCGUUGGUGACGAGAAACCUGGCUCGCUCGAGCGACCUAACUUAUUGGUAUUAAUAUUAACCCUUUCGACGCUGGGGCACUUGGCACGUGUCGCGUGCAGAGUUCUUACAGUCGUUUUUAUUAAGCGUGUUCGACGAAUGACCAUAUUCGUUCAACGCAUUCACUACAUCGAUCGUCUAGUAAUUAUCCACAGUGCCAUAGGAACAAUACAUUAUGCGACAAAAUUAAAGAUUUGCAAGUUACUGAUCUUAAAAAGUGUGCUAUCUGAAAGAAAAUGGCCGUGUAACGAUAUCGAGAAAUGCAUUUUGAAGCUUACAGUCUUAAAUUGUAUGUCCUAUCGAGCGAUUAACAUGGAGGUGGUUUUUCUUAUGAAUGUUACUACCGGGAUCCACCAUGUCAAAUUUUUGGAAACUUUUAUACUUUUAUGGAAUUUAUCAAAUUUUCUCUUAAACGUUUAUCAACGUAACGUUAACCUAUGGAAUUUAACUUUGAUUUUGGUCGUUUCUGGACGAAACUACGAUAUUCGUCAUAGAGUUAUCGGGAAUGAAAGCAAACCUUGAAUUCGGGUCUUUUGAUACCAAAUCGGAUCUGUGAUAUUGUCACCAGGCUUAUCUAAGGUGUACCACGAAAAGGUUGGAUGAUCGUAGUUGCAUUCCGCGAAUAAUGUGUUUUGGAUUAGUGUGAGAUGCGAGCAAAAGGAAGGAGUAUGCGUGGAAUUUGUAUAGCGAGGAAAUUCACCCAUCACUAGAAAGUGCUACAAAAUAUUAAUGUUAAUUGCACAUUUUCAAAAUUGCAUAUGUACUCUACGUAAAUUUCGGACUUACUCCUCGCCUUCUCCACAUAUUUCACACUUGUUCUACACUUUAUUAACGCAUAUCGCACACAUCCUAUUCUAAUUUCAGACAUUCUUCACUUAUUCUACGCUCAUUCCCGACUUUCUUUACACGUUCCACCCUUACUCCAUACGUGCCACACACAUUUCACAUACAUCCCACGUACAUUUAACAAUGACUUUAUAUUUUAUACAUUACACACCUCUGCAAUUAUUCCGAACAUUUUCGAUAUACUCCAAACAUAUUUUAUAGAUUAUAGAUAGAUUCUGCAUUCAUUCUACACGUGUUCUAACCUUUUUCUAUAUACUUCACGGAUAACGAAAGUAUGCUUACUGCACACUUCCUCUUCGCGAUCCACUCUUAUUAUAGACGCGUUUUCAUGAUUCGCACUAAACGUUUACACAUGCCACGCUUAUUCUGCAUUACACUUUUUUGACAGAUUUUUUCCACAAAUUCCACUCAAAUCGCUCUCGCAUGCUACGCGCAUUCCACCCUCUUUUCACACAUUCCACGUUUAUGUAACGUCGAUGAAAUGGAUAAAAUUUUGGACAAUACAAUACGAUAUACAGGCUUUGCUUCGAAUGCUUUUCAUCGAUUUGGUAACCAUCGGUUUAGGAGUGAAGCCACUUCUUAAAAAACCAUAGCUAGGUUAAUCGUUCGAAGGGGGUUGAUUUUAAAGUAAUCCUGUACUUUUAUUACAAAGUAAAGAGAUUUCCGAAAGGACUUUAGGAUUUUGUUUUUUAAUCAAACACAAGUAUCAUAGAAUAAAUUCGAUUUUUUAACUUGAUUUAAAUGGUAUUGCAAUUAAACGUAAAUGACGAUGUCCUUUAGCGUACAACACGAUUACUCUGACAAGUGAAUUUUGUUAUCGAAUGAAAAAGGUACCAAAAACAAAAAGCUCCUUUAUGGAAAGCAUCGAGAAAUUGUUAAGAUUGAUUACGUAUUUGCAAAAGAUAAUCGUAAGCUUUUACAGAAAUAUUUACCGCGUCUCGUGAUGGAAAAUCGUCCCUGGGAAGUCGCGGCAGCGCGUGCGAACUAACCCAACCUAAUCCGCGCAGACGAGAUGCAGCAGAUUCAAUAAUUCGCCGCGAUUGCAAUCGAGCGGGAUGCACCGCACGCAAAAACGGGCAGGCCCGAUAUCCGGUCGGUGAAAAGGUCCGCGUGAUUGAUGGGACACACAAAGCAUACACCAACCACCCUCUCUCUCUCCCUUUCGUGCUUUUUCUCCCUCUCUCCAGCUCUCGUCCCAUCCGCUUGUUCUCCUGUCACAGUGUCAGCCGUCACGUCUCUGAAAUCGAGAUAAAAAGACCGCAAAACAAUUUUCUACAUUAUUUUGCGAUGCGCGGCCGAUCAAAUGAGCAAUAAUGCCGGCGCACCGCCUCUCCAUGAAUCUUUCAAGCGACGCAUUCAACCGUGGUCCGUAUGCAUCGGUGCGUUCACCGAUGAAAAUGUGUUCCGUCGACGGCGCUAAUUACGAUUGGCCAAUAUUCCCGCUACAAAUCGUUGAUAAGAAAAGUAAAAAUCUGGUCGUGCGGACGGGAGAAUAGUAAACAACAGGGGUGGAUCUACCGUGAUGCUGACGAAGCUAAGAAGAGACCACAAACAACUCUUUAUUUUAUUAUUUAUUUAUUUAUCGUAAUUACUUUCAAGAAGCAUUGACGGACGUUCUUUUUAGUUUUUUAGACAUGGUGUGGGACAUAUAAAUAAGUGUCUAAUUUCUUUCUUAUAAGUGUUUUAUAUUUAAUAAGUGCAAACGAAGGAGGAAGAAUUUUUUUGUUGGAUUGUUUUCCCACGUAAAUAUCGACGAAAGGUAAUUAAACAUGACAUUGGAACUUUUUAAUUAUUUGAUUUCUACCGAACCCUCCGAAAAAUGCAUUCCGAGUAUGUAAAUAAAUUGGAAUGAGAAAAUGAU
This is a messenger RNA of Hylaeus volcanicus, 7535 nucleotides long. RefSeq lists its product as uncharacterized. Gene Ontology annotation, cellular component: nucleus. NCBI's taxonomy places the organism in Eukaryota, Metazoa, Arthropoda, Insecta, Hymenoptera, Colletidae. Bases 1992 to 3845 code for a protein of 617 amino acids. The record is from RefSeq and is a predicted model, not a curated record. The transcript is spliced from 7 exons. Gene Ontology annotation, molecular function: DNA-binding transcription factor activity, RNA polymerase II-specific; ATP binding; RNA polymerase II cis-regulatory region sequence-specific DNA binding. Gene Ontology annotation, biological process: regulation of DNA-templated transcription.